GACGUCGGGCGUGCGUGGGUGACGUCUGGCGGCCUCUCUCAUUCUGGUCCCGGUCCCGUCCUCGCUGCCUCUCGGCCUGUCCUGCCUGUGCCGCCCACCCGGCCCGUCCCCGCGCGAUGGCGAACGUGGCCGACACCAAGCUCUAUGACAUCCUGGGGGUGCCGCCCGGGGCCAGCGACAACGAGCUUAAGAAGGCAUACAGAAAGCUGGCCAAGGAAUACCACCCUGAUAAGAAUCCAAAUGCAGGAGACAAAUUCAAAGAAAUAAGCUUUGCCUAUGAAGUUCUGUCAAAUCCUGAGAAACGCGAGUUAUAUGAUCGAUAUGGAGAACAGGGCCUUCGAGAAGGUAGUGGUGGAAGUGGUGGAAUGGACGAUAUUUUCUCGCACAUUUUUGGUGGUGGAUUGUUCAGUUUCAUGGGUAAUCAGAGUAGAAGUCGCAAUGGUAGAAGAAGAGGAGAAGAUAUGAUGCAUCCACUUAAAGUGUCUUUAGAAGAUCUAUAUAAUGGAAAGACAACCAAACUACAGCUUAGCAAGAAUGUCCUUUGUAGUUCAUGUAAUGGUCAGGGUGGGAAGUCUGGAGCUGUUCAGAAGUGUAGUGCUUGCCGAGGUAGAGGUGUACGUAUCAUGAUCAGACAGCUGGCUCCUGGGAUGGUUCAGCAGAUGCAGUCUGUGUGCUCUGAUUGCAAUGGAGAAGGUGAAGUUAUUAAUGAAAAAGACCGUUGUAAAAAAUGCGAAGGGAAGAAGGUGAUCAAAGAAGUAAAGAUUCUUGAAGUUCAUGUAGAUAAAGGCAUGAAACAUGGUCAGAGGAUUACAUUUACUGGAGAAGCAGAUCAGGCCCCAGGAGUGCAACCAGGAGAUAUUGUCCUCCUGCUCCAAGAAAAGGAGAAUGAGGUGUUCCAGAGAGAAGGAAAUGACUUGCAUAUGACACACAAGAUUGGACUUGUUGAAGCAUUGUGUGGAUUUCAGUUCACAUUCAAACACCUGGAUGGACGUCAGAUUGUGGUGAAAUAUCCUCCUGGAAAAGUAAUUGAACCAGGUUGUGUUCGUGUAGUUCGAGGUGAAGGAAUGCCACAAUAUCGCAAUCCCUUUGAAAAAGGAGAUCUUUACAUAAAGUUUGAUGUGCAGUUUCCUGAAAAUAACUGGAUUAGCCCAGAAAAGCUCUCAGAACUUGAAGAUCUUCUGCCAUCUAGACCAGAAGUUCCCACUGUAAUUGGUGAUACAGAAGAGGUAGAUCUCCAGGAAUUUGAUAACACUCGUGGAUCAGGUGGUGGUCAGAGACGUGAAGCCUACAAUGAUAGUUCUGAUGAAGAAAGUGCUCAUCAUGGACCUGGGGUACAGUGUGCCCAUCAGUAAACAUUUGUCUAAAAUGUUGCACAAGGAUUUUCUUUCAAGUUUUGCCUGACUUGUUUUCAGCAAUCCAGUUGGAUUGUAUAAACAAUCCAGAUGAACUGAUGGACAUCUAUUGCUGUAUGUGUAACCUUUAAAUUUAAAUUGGUCUAUAGUAUCUACAGAGUGUAUAAUUUAAACAACAAAGCUUACAUCUUCAUUUUGACUGUUCUGUAGCAGAAUAAAGCACUUGAAAGGAAGACGAGACUCCUUUUCACAUGGGUUUUAAGUUUGUCCUCGUAUCUGUGCUUGAUUUUUACCAGUUGUGUAGAUUUUAAGUUUCAUAUUUUAAUUCAAAUUCUACAUUGUAAAGUUUGUGUACAACUUGUCCUGAGGCUGGGGAUUUGGCUGCACCUGCGUAAGCUGCUACAAAUAGAAUAAUGAAUUUCAUAGCCUGUAUCUAUCAUUUUAGAUGCAUGGUACAUAAAUGGGCUUUACACAUAAUGGGUUUAGAGCUGACUGGGAACAAGGAAGACUAAAUUAGAAGUGGCUGUAAAAGUUUUUUACCAUCUUGUGAGGUUUCUGAAAGUAAAUAAAAGCAGUUGGUGUAUAAUAAACUCC
This is a messenger RNA of Gopherus evgoodei (Goodes thornscrub tortoise), 1946 nucleotides long. RefSeq names its product DnaJ heat shock protein family (Hsp40) member A2 (gene DNAJA2). Gene Ontology annotation, molecular function: Hsp70 protein binding; ATP binding. Gene Ontology annotation, cellular component: cytosol; cytoplasm. Gene Ontology annotation, biological process: response to heat; protein refolding. NCBI's taxonomy places the organism in Eukaryota, Metazoa, Chordata, Testudines, Testudinidae. The record is from RefSeq and is a predicted model, not a curated record.